UCCGUUUCUCCGCUUACAAAAUAAAUAUCUACACUAACAAACAGACUCUAGAUUGUUCCUUCACACGCCAUUUGCAUUCUUCUCUCUCUUCACUAUCCAACGAAUCUCUCUCUCUCUAAAACAAUGGCUCAGGAAGACGUUGCUGCUGCUAACGGUGCUACUACGGCGGUGGAGAAGGCCGUUACCUUCACGGCGUACAAGCCUCAGCUGAUUGUGGAAGCACACAAGGUCGGUGACGCUGUUGCUUUCUACAAGGCGGUGUUUGGUGCCGUGGAGACUGGACGCUCUCUCUACCCCAAGCGUAAGGCUGACCAAGAGCUCCCUCACCUCGUCUCUUCCGAGCUCGAGCUCGCCGGAACCACCGUCGUUGUUUCUGACGUCUCUGAUGCGAAGACGGGGACUAUGCCUGCGAUCCUCGAGACUGAUGACGUGGAAGCUGCGGUUGCGAAGGCCGUUGCGGCAGGAGCUGUCAAGGUGGAGGAGGAGGUUGGAGGUGAAGGUGAAGGUGGAGUCAAGGGGAAAGUGACGGAUCCGUUCGGGUUCACGUGGAUCUUUGUUGCUCCGGCGAAGAAGAGUGAGGAGGAAGGAAACAAAGAGGUCUAACUGUCAACCGUCGGUUUCUGAAAAAACUUUUUAAUAUUAUUAUCCUAUGCUGCUUUUAUUAGUUUGUCUUUUGUGGAAUCUCCGGUAUGAGUAAACCGGAUUGAUUAGGCUAAUGACUUUUGUUCUUCACCACCUUUUGACAUAAACUUGGUGAAAGAAAUAACAAAAAUAUCGGAUGUUAAUGUUUUGUUGAUUAUGCUUAUUAGUGGCUUAACUAUUUUCCAUCA
Molecule: messenger RNA, 830 nt
Organism: Brassica napus (rape)
Lineage: Eukaryota; Viridiplantae; Streptophyta; Magnoliopsida; Brassicales; Brassicaceae
Exons: 2
Coding region: 124-603 (159 amino acids)
Source: RefSeq, a predicted model, not a curated record